Thecamonas trahens ATCC 50062 is the source of this 879-nucleotide messenger RNA. Its product is annotated as metallophosphoesterase domain-containing protein 1. The transcript has a single exon. The coding region runs from base 1 to 879 and encodes 292 amino acids. The record is from RefSeq and is a predicted model, not a curated record. Gene Ontology annotation, molecular function: hydrolase activity. NCBI's taxonomy places the organism in Eukaryota, Apusomonadida, Apusomonadidae.
AUGGCUGCGACAGAAGACGACGGAGCGUGGCUGAUUGCGUGCAUUUCGGACACCCACGGACAUCACGAGCGAUUGGAGGCAGCGCUGGCGGCGGCGGCAGAAUUGGAUGGAUGCACCACGGUGAUCCAUGCUGGUGAUGCGGCUGUGCGUGGUGAGUGGGCGAGCGAGAUCAAGCCGUUCCUCGGCUGGCUCGCGCGACUCCCUUUUGAUGACAUGAUCUAUGUGCCGGGCAACCAUGAUCUAUGCAUGGACGCUGCGGCGUAUGAGGCCAACUGGGAGAGCUGGGUGGCCGAGCACGAGGCGCCUGAACAGGUGGCCACCGAUCUUGUCGAGGUGCUGGCGGCGGCGGAUGCGGCAGGUGCAGGGCUCCACGUCCUUGUCCACGGCGAGCAGAUUGAGAUUGCUGGGGGACUGACGGUCGCCGGCCUCGCUGCCAUGCCGCGGCAGCCCAAGUCGCGCCCGCAGAUGGCCUUUGGCUUCCCACGAGGCUCGCCUGGUCUCCGGCAUGAGCUCGGUCGCCUGGAGCCCGGGGCGGAUGUGCUGGUCACCCACACUCCGCCGCAUGGCGUGCUCGACUCGUCGAGCUACGACCCACGGACGGCAGGCAAGCCGUUUGGCUGUGCCGACUUGGCCAAGCGAGUGCGGGCGCUCAAGCCGCGGCUCCAUGUCUUUGGCCACAUCCAUUCCGGCGCCGGCGUGGCCGCCACCCGCAAGCGGCUCUCGGUCAACGCUGCCAGCUGCACCACAAAGGGUAGCGAGGUCGACCAGGAGCUCAAUUCGGUCCUCGUCGUUGCUGUACCGCGGGAUCGCCGCCGGGUCCCACGGCUGGCGGCCUCCAUCGACGAGGCCGGCGUCGUCAAGCGCGUGGCGGAAGAGUGA